CGAUAUAUGAUGCAAUGUUCUUGCUUGUGGCUAACAGGUUGGUCCAAAAAUAGCGCCAUCUAGCGUUCCCUGACACACCAACACUAGUACAUUUCAUCUGGCACUGUUGGACUAACCUUUAACUUUUGCCCAACUUUCGCCUGGUGAAGGAAGUGACUCACUCUCACGAGGUACGGCAUAGGAUUUCCUCAGAGCGGUCGGGAUUCGAAAAAAUAACACUCCUUGUGACUUGGACAAACAUGGGACCGACUGAAACGAAUUCAUUUUGUCAAUAAUGACCGGCUUGUUAAUUUUACUGGCACAAGAAAUCACGGAAAACUAUAUGUGACGUUAGCUUUGUUAAAAUGUCAUUCUAACUAUCCCCAUUAAGACUACUCCUUAGUUUAUUCAAGGCAAUAUCUAGCCUGAUUAAAUCUCGCUUAUAGCAGCCCGCCAAACAUCCGCCGGCCCCCGCGGGGAGGGGCCAGUUACCGCAGCCCAGGAUAGCGGAGUUUGUGUUACACAGACUAGGCAAUCUCCCUUGCAAUUGGUGUAUUUCUAUAAAUCUUGUACAGGCAUUGAAUAGACCUCACUUUAGAGAAUCUUUACAGAGAGAGAGAAAUAGUUUAUUGACUUUGCAGCUCAACUUGAGGCUGAACCUGUCUAUCACGUUUCAAAAAUGUUCACAUUACAUGCCUUUAUUUUUCCGGAUCGAUUUUGACAUAAAACUUUUCAUGUCGUACAAGCAAUGGCAUAGUCCAGUUUCUAUAGCUUUCAAAGACUCAACCUUGUCUACCAGGAGGUAACUAGAGUUCACCAGCUAUUCUAGGGAUAUGGGGCCCAGGGGCAGUGAUUAUCCAGAAAACGAUUUUUAUCAUCUUGCUGUUGUCUGCACUACUUUAUUUGGCGGGUACGCCUAUUAAUUGUACCGUCGUAAUUACUCCCCCAGGCUGUCCAGAAUAGCCCACUCCAUUGCAACGCCAGCUGCCUGAUAGGAGUCCCUGGUAGUGCUGUGUGGGACUUCCCCGGAAAAAUCCGCUUUUGUCAGGCGUCUACCCUCUGAUUGGUCAGCGGAGUCAGGUGACCCCCGGUGAGCUACCUGUUGUGUUUGACAUGCAAAGUUUCACCUAGCGCGGGGAGGCUGGGUCUUGUGUGUCACACACCUUUGUUCUACCUUCCGCGGUGCUUCUUGUCCCUGCGUAGGAGGGACCAGGCGCAGCGAAGUCACUCUGGUUGGGGGGAACUUGCCGGGAAUGCCCGACGAGGUUUACCUGAGUUACAGUUACACGCUGGCUGACAACAACCAUGGCAACGAUAGCAUGAUGGACGGGAGCCGCCGACGAUUUUUGGGACCUCCCUUUACCGUCGGUAUCGGGGGCCCUCCCCCUAUUAUCCAAACUAUGGCGCCCAGGCCGUCACUCAUGAGCCACGUAAGGGUUCCAGUGACAAUGUUCUACAGCAAUGGUGCACUCAGACCAGCUGGUUCGGCCCAGGCAGUGCCACAAGUGGGCCCCCCUGCACCAAGUGGACACACGGAAGCGCUAAACAUGACCAAGCGGCGCCUCGAACAGAGCGAGAACGAAAAGCUCCCGCCUAAGAAGAGGAAAACAAACUUUGUGCAGCAUGACGACGACUCUGCUCCCAGCCCGACUACAAGCACCCACUCAGGGGAAGGCAGUAAUACCAGGCUAAACGACAAACCCAUGGACCUACGGGUGAAGCAAGAACCGAGGACACAGCCCCAGUCUUGUCAACAAGGUCAAGGUGCCCCCACAGCAGUCCCGGCCAUCCCCACGCCGACGUACGGGCCUGUGCGCGCCGCUCCCGUGCCCUUCCCCGGCCCGACCGUGGUGGAUCCCCGGGUGGGCGUCGUCUCCGGGGCGGAGAUACAGAUGGCGUCAUGGCAAGACGAGGACGGAGACAC
Molecule: messenger RNA, 1903 nt
Organism: Branchiostoma floridae (Florida lancelet)
Lineage: Eukaryota; Metazoa; Chordata; Leptocardii; Amphioxiformes; Branchiostomatidae
Product: NF-kappa-B inhibitor epsilon-like
Molecular function (GO): protein binding
Source: RefSeq, a predicted model, not a curated record